Molecule: messenger RNA, 3315 nt
Organism: Botrytis cinerea B05.10
Lineage: Eukaryota; Fungi; Ascomycota; Leotiomycetes; Helotiales; Sclerotiniaceae
Exons: 5
Coding region: 750-3095 (781 amino acids)
Source: RefSeq, a predicted model, not a curated record
GAGAAGAGUGACCGAAUGAUCGAACGAUCAACGCUAAGCCUCCACGGUGAUCCUCUCUCUGCCCGAUGCAAGCACGCCGGCUGAAGCCAUCCUCCCAUCCUUCUGCUGUCUGCAUACGAUGUAUUUUCGGGGAGGGAACUUUGAUUGGAGAUUCAUGCGGAGGCUUGGUCUCUCUAACGUGCUUUGGCUAAUACUUUGACUUACUGCCCCCCCACCACUUAUGCAAAGCUGCUCAAGGCAACAGAAUACCAGGGAACACAGUUGGUGGUCAGUUGGAGGAGAAGCUUUAUCAAGCAUUUCUCAAGCACUUUUCAAGCCUUCGUCAAGCAUCAUCUGACAGUCAUCGGGAUUGAAUUUACGACAGACUUUCGCUACAUCAAUUUUAAGGCGCGAGCGACACUUACACCUUCCUUCUGGAAGGCUUCUAGCGUCAUACUCAGGGCGAUCUUCUCUUCCUGUCAUCUCUGCACAGCACAUCUCAGCCUCACUGCUAUGGCGUAACAUCGUUGCAUUCCAUUACAUACUGACUACCUACGUUUGCACAGUUUUCAUCUCGUGAAUGCGAUUGACUAAGCUACCAUAUAUAUGGUCGGUUAAUUUCCUUGUCCCCUUCUUACAUCCAUCUUUCCUUUACCAACUCCAUUGCACACAAUUACCACAACCAAUCAUCAAGCUAUAAGUCCCAGAAGUCCGCCUCUAAAACGCAAUACUUCUUUCUUCCGAUGAAGUAGAGGCACAUCCAUCACACUAUGCCUUUUCUCAAUAAAUUACUCCAUAAGGGAGACCGAGAAAAAUCCCCCGAGAAAAACGUCCCUUCCGCUCAUGUCGAGCACAUCCCUUCACAAUCGUCUCCAACUUCCCCAACCAUAGUAAACGAAGCACCGCCAGGUUACACAGCUGCCGAUGGUCCCGCUGAAACGGAUCUGGCUGCGGCCUUUGCCAAUCUCAAUGUCUCGCAAUCAGAUAUUCCUGCUUUCCCAAAUGAAGAUCUGUGUCUUGCACACCUCAAAUUAUUGAAGACUUUCCAUAAUCUCAAAGAAGAUGUCGGCUAUGCCGAUGGACUAUUUGGUCUAUGGGAUGCGCGUUGCGAACUUCCAGUUGUCGAGAACCGUGACAAAGCAUCGGUAGCGAUGCGAGAAAAGAGAUGGUCUCUGUACAUUGCGAGAGCAGUGGAGAGGUUUGAGGAUUGGUGGCUGAAGGUAUUGUGUGAGCAAGAGUAUGCCACAAGGUUGCAACAAAAGGACAUGACGAUGCCCUCGGAUUUUAUCGAUUUUCCGAAGAAGGGUGUAGCUAAGGCUUGGAGCACGUCAAUGUUGCCCCCCAUAGAUGUUCUCAUGGUAUGGCAUUCAUUGAUGCUCAACCCUCGAAACUACCUAGAAGAUUGUAUGCGUUUCGGUUUGAAAGAUCUGUGGGCAACAGGCAUGCCCUGGCAUGCUGUUAACACAGCCAUUGAUACCAACUUCAAUUAUCAAGUACCAGACGCAGCCAAAGAAAGAUUCACGAAUGCCACAGGGCAUCAUUGGAGCAAUGCCAAUGAUCAUCCAGCAAAGACACUAAAUUGUCCACGGUGUUCUCAGUUGUUGGAGAUUCCGUGGACUACAUGCGCUGCAAAUGAAAAGCCAUCGCUGAAAGAAAUUAUGGAGAUGAAUGGUAUGGGUUAUGGAGAUCGAGAUUUGUCACACAUUUGCCAUAAAUGCAAUGGCCAAAUCAAUCAUGAUCUCUUGCGAGUUGCCAAAUUUAAGAGAGAUGUUGAAAAUCUGAUCAUGAGAGACUAUCCUCUAGGGGGCACAAUUUUAUCUCCUAGUACUGGCAUUCCAGAUGCCCCAGAUAAAAAGCAUGGUGGUUCCUGGCACCAAAAUUCAUUCCCCAAUCGUAUGAUUACUGUUGGGCUUAAGGUAAAAAUGCUAGAAUUAAUUGAUAGAAACCCCGACACAAAGCCCGCUAUGACUGAUGUUAGGGAUCUUAUCGAGGAAACAUUCAAGAGCAAAUCAGCCCUAAAGAAAAUCAACAAUGGGAGGAGCACCUUAUUACGAGGAGAGUGCCUUUCUGUUCGAAAGAUGAUGUCGAGAUAUUGGCAAAAUUCUUCAAUCUUCGCGCUUGAACUUGGAGGGGCUGUGAUUCGUCAGAGUGUCUUUGUCGAUAAAAUGGCCAAUCUUGACUGGCUUCAUUCCCCGGCUGCUCGAGAAACGAUGGGUCGAUUACUUACAAAGUAUCAAAGAUUCAUAGAUAUCAUGCGUCUCCAUCCAAAAGAGGUUUGUGUUCCAACCUUGGACGUUGAUUUGGCUUGGCAUACUCAUCAACUAUCGCCCAAACAAUACUACGAUUUUACGUUCUCAAAAUGCCUGAAAUUCAUAGAUCAUGAUGAUAAGAUGGAAGAAGAUGCUCUCUCUACUGCCUUCGAAUGGACAAGUAAGACCUAUGAGAGACUCUACAGGCAAGUGUAUUCUGAAUGCACUUGUUGGUAUUGCGAGGCGAUUCGUUCCAAGCACAUUGAUUCGUCAAGCCGUAUGUUCGGAACCUCCAAACACGAAAAAGUUCUGGACACUUUUUAUACAUCCGGAGCAGCAAGACAAUGUGACCCCAACAAUAGCGCACACAUCAGCGCGCACUCCGCUGUUCGCGUCGAAGAGUCCGAAACCCGUGCUUUGGUUUUCGAUAGACUUAGCCGAAGAAAUAAAUCCGAAAUGAAUCACGCUUAUGACAAAGCUCGUCAAAGAGCUGAACAGAAGGGAAGAACUAUCCCUCCCAGAGAUGAUUAUUAUUACACGGCUUGGGGCUAUCCAUAUAUGAUGUAUGGACCGUACAUGAGUCCGAUGUACGUCGGUGCUCCGAUUUACUAUGCCGGAGACCCGUGCGUGAUGCCUGUUGGUGCGGGUAUGGCCGGAGCUUGUGCAGCUGGAUCUUGUGGAGGUACAGUUGCAGCUGGUGGAUGUGGCGGCGCUGGUGGAUGUGGUGGAUGUGGUGGAGGUGGUUGUGCAGGUGGUGCAGUGGGAGGAAGUGGUGGCGGAUGUGCAGGAGGCGGAGGAGGCGGGGGUUGCGGUGGAGGGGGAGGGGGAGGGGGUGGUGGUUGUGGCGGUGGUGGUGGAGGGUGUUGAACAGCCUUUUUCUACUUGGCCAGUAAUCGAAAUGCGAUGAAAUUCACUUAUGGUGUAAUGAUGGGCUUGGUUUUGGGAUAUGAAAUACUCUUAUACUGUUAUUUUCUUGACCCGCUUCUUUGUGCAUUCUUUGUUUUCCUCUCCAUUUCUAUAUUGCUUCAGACUAGGUAGUUUUAUUAAUAUAACUACUAAUAAAGACACUCAUUUCUACCUUGAAUUA